CUACGCCUUAUAGACUGGGGACUGGCAGAGUUCUACCACCCGUCUCAGGAGUAUAACGUCCGAGUGGCCUCGCGGUACUUUAAAGGCCCCGAACUGCUGGUGGACUACCAGAUGUACGACUACAGUCUAGACAUGUGGAGCUUGGGCUGUAUGCUGGCCAGUAUGAUUUUUCAGAAAGAGCCCUUCUUCCACGGACAGGACAACUACGACCAGUUGGUGCGGAUUGCCAAGGUGCUUGGGACAGACGAGCUGUUCGGCUACCUGCGUAAAUACCACAUUGAGCUGGACCCGCGCUUCAAAGACCUGCUUGGACAGCAAAGCAGGAAGCGCUGGGAACAGUUUGUGCAGACAGAGAACCAACACCUGGUGAGUCCUGAAGCUCUGGACCUGCUGGACAAGCUGCUACGCUAUGACCACCAACAAAGACUGACUGCAACAGAGGCCAUGAAGCACCCCUACUUCUGUAAGAAACAUACGCAUACUACAUACAUGUUUUGCUAUAAAUGUGAGGACCUGUGAGACUGACCGUUGAGCGGCCCGACCAAGCAAGGAGG
This is a messenger RNA of Notothenia coriiceps (black rockcod), 554 nucleotides long. Its product is annotated as casein kinase II subunit alpha'-like. The record is from RefSeq and is a predicted model, not a curated record. The transcript has 4 exons. Gene Ontology annotation, biological process: peptidyl-serine phosphorylation; regulation of chromosome separation; peptidyl-threonine phosphorylation. Gene Ontology annotation, molecular function: ATP binding; protein serine/threonine kinase activity. The annotation marks the transcript as partial. Gene Ontology annotation, cellular component: protein kinase CK2 complex; cytosol; nucleus. Lineage: Eukaryota; Metazoa; Chordata; Actinopteri; Perciformes; Nototheniidae.